CAAAAAGAAGUAAAAAUUCACUGGGAUCACUUCAUCCUAUGUUCAUCCUCAGCUUCAACAUCUUGUUGCCAAGAUGACUCUCUUUGAUACUUUUUUGUUCUAUGUGAUACACUUUGUGGACAAGUUUGGUGCGUGGCAUAGGCUACCAGUGUUAAUAGGGCUGUGGUACAUGGGAAUUAGAAGGCACUUGCACCAACGUUACAACCUAAUGGAGGUGGGAUCAGGAAGCAAGAGCGGCAGUGCCACUGGUCGGACAUAUGAGACGAAAGUAUUCUGUUAUAGGACUGCCGAUGGAAAGUGCAACCAUCCUAGUAACCAUGUAAUUGGCAGCCGGGGAACCUUUUUCGGCCGCAACAUGCCUCCCUCUUCUUCAAACUAUGGGUUGAUGGAUCCUCACCCAUCAGUUGUAGCCACAAAGCUAUUGGCAAGGAAAAAAUUCAUAGAUACUGGGGAACAAUUCAACAUGAUAGCCACCUCUUGGAUUCAAUUCAUGAUCCAUGAUUGGAUCGAUCAUUUGUAGGACACUCAACAGGUAGAACUCAGGGCUCCACACGAAAUUGCAAGCGCUUGUCCUUUGCAGUCAUUCAAGUUCUUUAAGACCAAGAGGAUCUCCACAGGGGAACCUGAUAUGAAGUUUGGCUUUCUCAAUACAAGGACUCCUUGGUGGGAUGGAAGUGUAAUAUAUGGGAACAAUGAGGAAGGGAUGAGAAGAGUAAGAGCAUUCAAAGAAGGAAAGCUAAGAAUAGGAGGAGAUGGGCUGCUUGAGCAUGAUGAGAAAUGGAUUCCUAUUUCAGGUGAUGUAAGGAACUGCUGGGCUGGCUUUUCCCUCCUACAAGCCUUAUUCAUCCGAGAGCACAAUGCUGUCUGUGAUAUGCUCAAAGAACAUUACCCUGAUCUUGAUGAUGAGAAGCUCUAUCGAUAUGCCAGACUGGUGACCUCAGCUGUUAUUGCUAAAAUCCACACAAUCGAUUGGACAGUAGAGCUUGGGAUGAGGGUCAACUGGUAUGGUUUACUUGGGAAGAGAUUUAAGGAUUUGUUUGGGCAUAUUUGUGGACCAGUACUAAGUGGAUUGGUUGGUCUUAGGAAGCCUAAUGAUCAUGGAGUUCCAUACUCACUCACAGAAGAGUUUUCUAGUGUUUACAAAAUGCAUUCACUUCUACCUGACAAAGUAAUCCUUAGGGACAUCACCAACUCUGCUAAUCCAAACUAUGAAUGCCCUCCUGUAUCACAAGAGGUGCCUAUGACAGAAAUGACUGGAAAAGAAGGCGAAAGAAGAAUGUCAAAAAUUGGCAUGGAACAGAUGUUGGUAUCAAUGGGUCAUCAGGCAAGUGGUGCAGUCACUUUAUGGAACUAUCCAUCAUGGAUGAGGAACCUUAUUCCUCAUGACAUCAAUGGGGAAGAAGUUCCAGAUCCAGUUGAUAUGGCUGCUCUUGAAAUUUACAGAGGCAGGGAAAGGGGAGUUGCUCGAUACAAUGAGUUCCGAAGGAACUUGCUGAUGAUUCCGAUUAGCAAAUGGGAAGAUUUAACAGAUGAUUGUGAAGUCAUCGAAGCUCUCAUUGAGGUUUACGGCGAAGAUGUGGAGAAGCUGGACCUGCUUGUUGGCCUGCAAGCGGAGAAAAAGAUCAAGCGGUUCGCCAUCAGUGAGACUGCCUUCUUCAUCUUCCUACUCAUUGCAUCAAGGAGGCUGGAAGCUGAUCGGUUUUUCACCACGAACUUCAACCCCAAAACCUACACAGAGAAAGGGCUUGAAUGGGUUAACAAGACAGAGCCCUUGAAGGAUGUGAUAGAUCGACAUUUCCCUGAUAUGACAGCAAAAUGGAUGAGGUGUUCAAGUGCAUUCUCGGUAUGGAGUGCCCCACCUGACAAAACAAACUACAUCCCCCUAUAUCUCAGACCAGCCACUUGAUUACAUAUCUAUCCAUAUAUGUGUGGACAUAAUUUGUAGAAAUGUCCCAUAUAUCCACGUAUAAUAAUGUCAGCAAAUAAUACAUAUCCUUGUUGUAAACUUCCCUUACAUCAACUAGUAACAUCACCACUUAUACAACUAUUA
Gossypium raimondii (Peruvian cotton) is the source of this 2050-nucleotide messenger RNA. RefSeq names its product alpha-dioxygenase 2. The record is from RefSeq and is a predicted model, not a curated record. Gene Ontology annotation, molecular function: heme binding; peroxidase activity; oxidoreductase activity, acting on single donors with incorporation of molecular oxygen, incorporation of two atoms of oxygen. NCBI's taxonomy places the organism in Eukaryota, Viridiplantae, Streptophyta, Magnoliopsida, Malvales, Malvaceae. Gene Ontology annotation, biological process: response to oxidative stress.